Messenger RNA from Rhizoctonia solani, 1554 nucleotides. RefSeq lists its product as uncharacterized. The record is from RefSeq and is a predicted model, not a curated record. The coding region runs from base 1 to 1554 and encodes 517 amino acids. NCBI's taxonomy places the organism in Eukaryota, Fungi, Basidiomycota, Agaricomycetes, Cantharellales, Ceratobasidiaceae. The transcript is spliced from 4 exons.
AUGCCUCCUCAAAGACCUCUUUCUUUGCUCACCAGUGCCGAAGUUGAAAGACUUGCGGCCCAAGUGCGUCGGCCUGUGCCCCGCAACCUUCGGAGCCAGGAUUCAGCGGCUGGUCCCGCUGGCGGUCCUGGUUCCACUUUAACUACCCAGAACCAAUCGGCUAUCCUUAUCGAACGUGACAAUAUGGAUACGUCGGCCACCACUGAACAACCUACUGGCAACGGUGGGAUCAAAUACGACCCAAGCAAAGAUGGAGAGUCCAAUGACAACCAAGGAAACCUCAAGCCCAAGCUCGAGCCUGAGCCCAAGCCCAAGCCGCAAGGCAACGGCAACGGCAACGGCAAAGGCAAGCAAGUUGCUUUCAAAACCCGUCAUGCCCGCGGCGCCGGUUGUGGCGCUGGUACGAAGAACUUUACAGUGGCAGAGCAGUGGCAGUUCUGUAGCGUGCUCUGCGACGUUCUCCCUCGCUCCGAACUGGGGUGGAAGCAGGCUGCCAAGGUAUACAACCAGCUUGUCCCAAAGACCCGUCAGAGAACUGUCGAAUCUCUCAAGGGCAAGUAUACGAAGCUGCUUUGGAUGAAAAAGCCCACAGGCGAGGGCGUGGCCAGCAAGUUGCACGAAGAAGCCUUGGCCAUUGAAGAUCUUCUUCAUGCCCAGGAAGAGGCGCGUGCUAUUGACAAUCCUUGGUCAGCGUCUGAGGACAACAAAGCUCUUUGUGAGACGCUCUCUGACAAAGAGCUCCCGCCUCCUCCUGGCUUUGCAGCAAUUCCUGCUCGCCCCCUUCCUGCCAACCCUGCGCCUGCGGCUCCACCUCCUCUCGCUUCCGCGCCCUCGUCAUCUCCAGCUAAGAACUGUGCCACCACCGAUGAGAAUAAGGUGAUUGACAUUGGUUCCUUGGAUGAUAGUGAUGUUGAGGUCUUACCGGCUACGCAAGCGCCCCCAAAGAAAAAGGGAUCGACAUACCGUGCAUCUCAAGUCACCAAAGACUUGCUUCCUGAGGUCCGAGAGCCCCCGCAAAAGCGUUGCAAGACAGCGCAGCUUACUGCCAAGCGUAUCAUGUCCAUCCUUACGCGCAAGGAAUUGGUGGACAAUGGCCACAAUAGCGCUGCCGGUCUCGCUCGCCUAGAAGUAUUUAACCGCGACCGUACAAUCAAGAGACUCGAGCGGGAUCUUUCCAAGGCUCGAGAGCGGUGCCAUCAGCUGGAACGUCAAAUCAAUCAAGUUACUCUUGUCUUGACUCUGAGCGGCAUUGCGUUGCCUUCGGCUGCUGCCCAUGCUCCCGCUAAUAGCACCGCGGCGCAGACGCUUGCCAAGAUGUUGGCAUCUUUUCUGCGUCCUUCGCCAGCUGCUGCUCACACACAAGACAGCCCCCCCGUCCCACCAGCUGUGCCCGUACCUCCAACUGCAGACCCACUCCCAACUACACCGUCAGUCACAGCAGCCAAUUCUAACGAUGCGGACACGUUGGAUGAUCCCCCAAGGCCUCUGGUAGCGACCUCCUCCGGUCUCAGCGCAAAUGAUAAGGACAUUAUUCCUAGCCACCCCGGUAACUAA